AAAUCUCCCGAAGUUCAAGCAAGAAAUGUCAUCCAUUAGUUCCUUCCAAUCUUCUUAGCUCAUUGGAAGAUAGGAACCAAAACAUAUCGAGUCUUACCACAUCAACACCAGAAGGUGAAAUAUUGUCAUCUUCCAAUUUGAAGCCUUUCUCUUUCAGUGAACUCAAGAACGCAACUAGAAAUUUUCGACCCGACAGUCUGUUGGGUGAAGGGGGAUUUGGUUGUGUUUUCAAAGGAUGGAUUGAUGAAAACACAUGGGCCGCUACAAGGCCAGGAUCGGGAAUUGUUGUUGCUGUCAAGAAGCUUAAGCUUGAAGCUCCCCAAGGCCACAAGGAGUGGUUGACAGAAGUUAAUUAUUUGGGAAAAUUUCAUCACCCAAAUCUAGUUAAGCUGAUUGGGUAUUGCUUGGAAGGCAAGAAUCGGUUAUUGGUGUACGAGUUUAUGCCGAGAGGGAGUUUGGAGAAUCAUCUCUUCAGAA
Cucurbita maxima (winter squash) is the source of this 477-nucleotide messenger RNA. RefSeq names its product probable serine/threonine-protein kinase PBL3. The transcript has 2 exons. Gene Ontology annotation, molecular function: protein kinase activity; ATP binding. The record is from RefSeq and is a predicted model, not a curated record. Gene Ontology annotation, biological process: protein phosphorylation. NCBI's taxonomy places the organism in Eukaryota, Viridiplantae, Streptophyta, Magnoliopsida, Cucurbitales, Cucurbitaceae. The annotation marks the transcript as partial.